GUAAUUUAAGAUAGAGAUUAACCCAAAAAUCAAAAUUUAAUAAAUUAAAUAUAAAAAGAAUAAUAGAAUUUAGAUUCAUCCAAAGAUAUAAAUAAAAAUAUUUAAAAUUAAAAUAAUGAUUCGUAAAAAUCCAAAUAUGAUUAAAAUAUUUCCCAAACAUAAAAACCACAAUAAAAUGUAAACAGUAUUUUAAAAAGAAGCCGACAUGGUGACAAUUAACCAAUAGAAGAUUAAGUAGAAUUAAUAAAUUAAACAAUAGGAAAAUCUGAACCUAUAACAAUAUAAACAAUCCAAAUGAAAAAUGGCGGAAAUUACACUGGAUAAUGGAAAGACUGUAUGCGAGAUGGUUUUGGUAAACACACAUGGCCAGACGGUAGUUUUUAUGAAGGCGAAUGGCUUUAAGAUAAAGCACAUGGUAAAGGAAAGCUAACACAUAUAGACGGAGAUAUAUAUGAAGGUGAUUGGAAAAACGAUAUGGCAAAUGGACAUGGAGUAUAUAUUCAUAGUGGAGGUGCAAGAUAUGAAGGGGAAUGGAAAGAUGAUUUAUAAAAUGGCUAAGGUGUUGAGAUUUGGCCAGAUAAUGCGAAAUAUGAGGGAAAUUACUUAAAUGGAAAAAAAAACAGUAAAGGUAUUUUAUAUUUUGCAGAUAAAAGUAAGUAUGUAGGAGAAUUUUUUGAUAAUGAAAUUUCAGGUUAUGGUGAAUAUUUUUGGUCUGAUGGUAAAACUUAUAAAGGAUAAUGGUUAAAUAAUAAAAUGAAUGGGAAAGGAGAAACAAUAUGGCCUGAUAAAAAAAUAUAUAAAGGGGAAUAUCUUGAUGAUAAAAAACACGGAUAUGGAAUUUUCGAAUGGGGUAAUGGUAAAAUAUAUGAAGGAUAUUGGAAAACGGAAAAUAAAAUGGGAAAGUAAAAUAAAGGUUGGAUAAUAUUACCUAGUGGAGAUAAAAAAGAAGGAAUAUGGGAAGAUGGUAAAAGGAUAAAAUGGAUUUCAGAAGAAUGA
This is a messenger RNA of Ichthyophthirius multifiliis, 996 nucleotides long. RefSeq lists its product as hypothetical. NCBI's taxonomy places the organism in Eukaryota, Ciliophora, Oligohymenophorea, Hymenostomatida. The record is from RefSeq and is a predicted model, not a curated record. The transcript has 4 exons. Gene Ontology annotation, cellular component: cytosol.